Molecule: messenger RNA, 942 nt
Organism: Pelobates fuscus (common spadefoot toad)
Lineage: Eukaryota; Metazoa; Chordata; Amphibia; Anura; Pelobatidae
Gene: APOM
Product: apolipoprotein M
Exons: 6
Coding region: 159-725 (188 amino acids)
Biological process (GO): cholesterol efflux; high-density lipoprotein particle clearance; high-density lipoprotein particle remodeling
Cellular component (GO): high-density lipoprotein particle; very-low-density lipoprotein particle; low-density lipoprotein particle
Molecular function (GO): lipid carrier activity; phospholipid binding
Source: RefSeq, a predicted model, not a curated record
CAGGAGAGAACAAGGGUCUUCGAGAGGGAUGAAAUAAAAACAAGUUUCUUAGCAGAAACAGACGAUAGGCCUUUGGAACGCUAGCUGGUAGGAAAAGUGGAUGUGAGGAGUGGGGACAGUGAUUUGAGAAAACCAAUUCAAUAUCAAGAAGCUCAGAUAUGAUCGGAAACACUUGGAGCUAUAUUCUUUAUUUAUAUGGACUGGUUAUUGACUCACUGAUUGUCUGUGAUAAUAGUGAUCGACUGUCGGCGUCAAGCGUCAACAGGACGGAGUUCCCCUUGCAGUAUAUGGGACAAUGGUAUUUCCUGGCAGCGGCUGCCCCCUCGGAGUCAGGGGCUCUGGAAACCUUCAAGGUGAUGGACAAUGCGGAGUUCAGGGUCCAAGCAAGCACAGAGCAGGAGAAGCUGGUGUUCAUAGCGACCGUCAGAGUUAAAGAUGGCUCGUGUGUUCCUCGGAAGUGGAUUUACCUCCUGACUGAUGGAAGCACUGAACUGCGCACUGAGGGGCACCCAGACAGAACCACCGAGUUAUUCUCAUCUAAAUGCUCAAAGUGUGUCAUCCUGAAAGAGACAGAAAAUGACAUUUCCAGGCUCCUUCUCUACUCUCGUUCACCCCAGCUAGAAGAAGAAUUUAUAGAGGAGUUUAAAGAGAAGGCCUCGUGUGAAGGAUACAAAGAGAUAUUGGAGAUUCCACAGACACUAGAUUACUGUCAUAUGGAAAAAUGAGGAUUUGAUUCCAUUGAUGUCAUCAGCCUUUAAAUAGAACCAAAUAGCAGCAGAAAGGAAGCAACACACAAUAAAAGUGGUUUAUCUAACUGCCCUGUGCUUUCAAUUAGUGAAUCGUCUUUCCUCACAGAAGCCAUGUAACAAGCCAGUAUUUUAUAUAAAUUGAUAAAAAGACUGAAAUAAAAUGGAAGUGAUGAGUGGUUAUUUAUUAACAUUA